UAACCUACCUAUUUACCUCUAUACUUAGUUAAAUCAUCGCGGCCGACGGCCCUCGAGUUUCGGACACAGAACCUGCAAAUAAAUAUUGAUGCAAGCAGACUCGGCGGCUCCGUGGAGUGGCCAGACGGGUCGUGAUGUCAGCGGCGGCGGCGGCGGCGGCGGCGGAGGAAGUGAGGCUGACCCGCUGACCCGUGCUCGGACACGGUGUUUACUAAACAACCAGCGCCGCCCAAACAUCCUUCGCUUUACAAGCUUAUAAGCUUGUAAUUAUAUGCUCUAUUGAUAAUAUACAGUACCGUACAAACUCUCGGGACACAAGACACGUUACAUAAUAGCUAGGUGCGAGACGAUUUAUCUUGUAUUCAUAAAUGCAAGUAUCGCAUCAUUUUUUAUCGUAAUAAGUUGGUGUCUCGUGGUUUAAUGAGUGUGAGCAAGGUGAGCGUCCCUUAUCGCGGCCGCAGAGCGUUUAUCAGUGCUUGGGAGGCUGCGGGCGGCGGCGGCGGCGGCGGCGGCGCGGCGGGUAUAAGGCGGCGCGGGCGGCGCGCGCGGCAGUCAUGCUGCUGGUGCUGGCGGCGACGCUGCUGGCGGCGCAGGCGCAGGCGCGCGUGCUGACGCGCUGCGGGCUGGCGCGCGAGCUGGCGGCUCUGGGCGUGCGCGAGCACCUCGCCACCUGGGUGUGCAUCGCCUACCACGAGUCGCGCCUGGACACGGCGGCGCGCAACCCGCACUCCGGCGACCACGGGCUGCUGCAGAUCAGCGAGCUGUACUGGUGCGGGCCGGGCCGCGUCUGCAGCGCCUCCUGCGACGCCUUCCGCGACGACGAACUGGCGGACGACGUGGCGUGCGCGCUGCGCAUCCACGAGGAGCACACGCGGCUGCAGGGCGACGGCUUCCUGGCCUGGGUCGUGUACCCGCGCUACUGCCGCCACAACGCCAAGAAGUACCUCGCCGACUGCGACGCGCCCCCCGCGGCCCCCGCCAACUCCUCGCGCCUGCAUGGGCCGCGCCUCCUGGAGCCCGCGCGGCAAGACAUCGACGCCCUGCAGCCCCCGUACCUCAGCGUCAAGUCGCUGGUUGGAAACAACUAUAACAGCAUCUUUGGGCCAGAUCGCAGGGAUUGGACGAAGUUCAAGCUGGACAACAUUGACGAGCUGAAGCUCCCGGUGUUCACCAACAAGCCGCCGGCGCGCGUGGAGGCUCCGGCCCGGGUGCAGCCGCCGGCGCAACCACCGACCACGGCCGAGCCCCCGGCGCCGGUGCCCACCUCGCCAGCACGGACGGAGCCGCCGGCCCGGGAGGCGCCACAGCCCACCCCGCCCCGGGCUACAGUCCAGCCGCCGGCGCAGGCGCAGGCCGCGGCGCGCGCUCACGUGCGCAAUCAAAUCACCGAUGACGAUAUCCGGAAGACAACGAGCCGGCCGAGCUCUUAUGCAAAUAAACCGAAAAUUAAUCACGAAUCGACGUCCUUCACCUCUGUCGGAACUACCAAGACUGACGAAGUGGUGACGUCACGGCCUGCUCCCAGGACAUACAAGCCGUUCGUGUUCACCACGAGCCCGCGCUGGUCCACGGAGGCGCCCCGCGCGACCCCCGCCCGCGCGCCGCCGGCCUGGAGCGCCCUCACCACCACCACCACCCCGCGACCAGCGAGCACCCCGCCGCGGCCCCCGCCCCCGCCGCCUCCGCGGGUCCCGGAGACCACCACCGAGCUGAACAUCUUCGACUUCUACCUGCGCCAGGGCACGCGCCGCCCGCCGCUGCGCACCUAUUCCUUCGCGCCGCCGCGCGCGCGCCUCAGCAUCUUCGCCGGGGGCACCACGCCGCCGCCCGCCCCCGCCCGCGCCCCCGCCCAGGGAGGCGCGGCCAGGAACUACGUCAGGAGACAGAUCGGUGAUGAUGUUGCAAGUUAAUUAUUAAUGCUAUCAUAAACGCUCUGUACUAUGUUACUUUAAAAGUGAUAAUUUAAGUAUUAUUUAUAGGUAUUUCUAUUUAUUAAUAAUAUAAUUAAAUAACCAAACAAUCCUAAGUACUUAUACAAUAUUUAAGAAAGAAAUAAAUGUAAGUAGAUUUUAUUUGA
Molecule: messenger RNA, 2077 nt
Organism: Plutella xylostella (diamondback moth)
Lineage: Eukaryota; Metazoa; Arthropoda; Insecta; Lepidoptera; Plutellidae
Molecular function (GO): lysozyme activity
Source: RefSeq, a predicted model, not a curated record